GUGACCAAAGCGGUCCGAGCUGGAGAAGUAGACGCCAAGACCCGUCGCCAGAUCUUCGACGCAAUUGGAUUCACGUUUCCGAGUCGCCUGCUCACCUCCAGGCAGCCCCCGGCCGGCUGCCCCCCGCACACCUUCCGGGCGCUGGGCCUGACUCUGUUGGCGUGCUUCUGCACCGAUCCGGAGUUAGCUGGGCACUCCCAGAUCCUCAACAAAAUCCCGACCUUCAAUGACAUCCUGGUUUCCCCCUGCGAUCCAGACAGCACGUCCAUGGUCGAUGAUGUCUACCAGUGCCUCAGUGCUGUCCUGGCCACUACCAGGGGCCCCAAAGAGUUGGUGACCAAAGGGACGGUGCCUGCCCUGUGCCAGGCCUACGUGAAUUGCAGUUAUGGCUCUGACCGUGCUUUGGCGCUGCUCCUGGGGCUGCUGGCCAUAGCAGAGGUGAAGUGCUGGCAAAGGGACGCUCCACACCUCCUGGCCGUGCUGAGUAAGCUCUCCAAUGAUUUUCUCAAGGCUGAAGACAUGACCAAAUUCGAGCUGUGCGAGGUUCUGCCUCACUUCAUCCCCCUGUCGCCACCACUCACGCAGGACUCACAGGCCUGUGAGUGCCUCCAUAGACUUUACAAAGGGCUGGCUGAUAUCUUGGGCAGUAAACUCAGUCAGUCCCAGAGGGACCCUGCUCUGAAGCUUGCUGCCUGCCUCGUGCAGGCCUGUGGGACAGAGUGGAUCCCAGCAGGGAGGGCUGGAAGCAAGUUCCUGGCCUUGCUGGUGAACUUGGCUUGUGUGGAGGUCCGCCUGACCCUGGAGGAGCCAGAUCCCUUGGAGGUGGAGGGAAAGAAAGAAGCGGUGACAGCCUGCUAUGUCCUCAUUGAGAUGGGGAUCCAGGAGUGCCUGAGAGAAGAGAAACCGCUGCUACAAGAGGCACAGAAAAUGCAGCUCAUGAGGAUCAUGGAGGAGGCAUUUGGAGCUGUAAUAUUCUACUUGAGACAGGUUAAGCAGGAGGAGCUACAGGAUCCUUUCAUAUUUGCUUCUAUUCGAAUCCUUGGAGCAUGGAUGGCAGAAGAGACCUCCUCCCUCAAGCAGGAGAUCUGUGAGCUCUUGCCUUUCCUUGUUCAUUAUGCCAGGAGGCUUUUCAAAGAGGACAGUCCAGCUGCGAGUCUUCCCCAGCCAGAGCUGGUCAGCACCCACUGCUCUGGUUUUCCCCAGGAUGCUCUCAGAUUUCUGCUACCUGGCUUUUGCCAUUUAACAGCAGAGGACAGGCCCCGGGACAUCCUGAUCUCAGAAGGGGCACCAGCGCUGCUGUGUGAGUACUUCCUCCAUCAGUGGGAGGUGCUGACCACCGAGCCAGGGUCCCUGACUCCACUAACGAGCACUGAAAUGAGCCUGCAGACCUUGUGUGGGAUUUUCCUUAACCUGGUGGUGACUGCACCGGAUCUUAUCAGGCAAGACAAAACCUUUUCCUCCUUGAUGGACAAGUUGCUGAAGUCUCUCCCGCUGCUGCUGCCCCAGAAAGAUCACCUGGUUCUAGCAGCCAACUUUGCCACUCUGGGCCUGAUGAUGGCCAGGAUCCUUGCGAGCCUUCCAGUUCUUCAGGGGACCCAGUCUGCCAAGGAGUUUUUCGGAGCUGCCAUUCGCUUCCUCUCGCAGGCCCACGCCACCCAAACCGACCCUGAUGGCUCCUGCUUGGCCGUGGCCGUGUCGCCUGCCUACGCGAGUGCCUGGGCUGACGUCCGUGAGCUCUGGUUCCUGGGGAUGCAGGCCCUGGCCGGCUGCGUGCCGCUUUUCCCGUGGCUGCCGCAGGCCGUCCUGCAGGCGCGGUGGCUGGAAAACCUCUCGGAGUUACUGACCCGCGUUGCUGUAGCCUCGGUGGAUUUCGAGCUCAUCGCCGCUUUCCAGGGCGUGUUGGUAGAGCUGGCCAGAGCCAGCAAGCCCUGCAGGGACGUGAUCCGGUCACACCACGGCGAGGAGUGGGCCAACCUCUAUGGCAUGGCAGCGCUGGAGCAGUGUCUGUCUGAGCAGUGA
This is a messenger RNA of Mesitornis unicolor (brown roatelo), 2019 nucleotides long. It is a transcript of the gene NCDN, whose product is annotated as neurochondrin. The transcript has 5 exons. The record is from RefSeq and is a predicted model, not a curated record. Gene Ontology annotation, cellular component: dendrite. NCBI's taxonomy places the organism in Eukaryota, Metazoa, Chordata, Aves, Mesitornithiformes, Mesitornithidae. Gene Ontology annotation, biological process: regulation of neuronal synaptic plasticity; neuron projection development. The annotation marks the transcript as partial.